CGACGAAAAAACAACGCGUCGUGGUGCCGUCGCCCCGCCUGCCGCCUGCCGCGCGGGAGGGCGCGCGCGGGGCGCCGCUCGGCGCGCCAUUGGGCGGCGCGCGGCGGGAGGGGUGUCGGAGCCGGCGCCGCCGGCGGCCAGUCGUUUGACGCCUGCCGCGCGAGCGGGUGUCGCCACGGGACGAGCGAGUGUCGCGAACGAGCCGCCGGCCGGCGCGUUAUGGACGUUGCAUGAGCGGGCGCGAGCGCGACCGCUGGAGCCGACGGGCACGCCGGUCGUGGAGCGCACGCCGUGGGCCCCGGGCGGCGCGGGCAUGCGCUUCGAGGGCGCGGAGCGGCGCGACGCCGUCGCCUUCCAUCCGCUGCUGGCGCCGCGCCCGAGUGACUUCUCGGUGUCGGCGCUGCUGACGGCGGGCGCACUGCCUCCGCCUCCGUACCUGCCAGCCGCACUCGCCGCUGCCGCAGCGCUGUCCGCGCCCUGUCCGCUGCUGAAGCCACCACCGCCUCCGUACGCGCCACUGCCGCCGGACGACGACGGUGUAGUCGACGACCCCAAGGUCACCCUCGAGGGCAAGGACCUCUGGGAGAAGUUCCACAAGCUGGGCACCGAAAUGGUGAUCACCAAGAGUGGCAGACAAAUGUUCCCACAAAUGAAGUUUCGCGUAUCCGGUUUGGACGCGAAGGCGAAAUACAUCCUUCUGCUAGACAUCGUCGCAGCAGAUGACUACCGAUAUAAGUUCCACAACAGCCGGUGGAUGGUCGCCGGCAAAGCUGACCCUGAAAUGCCUAAGAGGAUGUACAUCCACCCCGAUUCGCCCAGCACGGGCGAGCAGUGGAUGCAGAAAGUGGUCUCAUUCCACAAGCUGAAGUUGACCAACAACAUCAGCGACAAACACGGAUUCGAGCUCAUCUAUAGCCAAAGCCAACGGAUGUUGUCAAAGUUGCUGUGGCCCAACCCCGCCCCUAGUGCGCCCAGAGACCCCCACUCAGAUCAUUUGACGAUCCUGAACUCGAUGCACAAGUACCAGCCGCGGUUCCACCUGGUGCGCGCCAACGACAUCCUCAAGCUGCCCUACUCCACCUUCAGGACCUACGUGUUCAAGGAGACGGAGUUCAUAGCGGUCACCGCUUACCAGAACGAAAAGAUAACACAACUAAAGAUUGACAACAAUCCUUUUGCGAAAGGAUUCAGAGACACUGGAGCGGGGAAACGAGAAAAGAAUCUGUCCGUGUACCGCAGGCAGGCGCUGCUGACGGCGCGGACGGACGCGCGAGACGAGGAUGACGAGCGACCCCUGGACGUGGGCGGACCUAGCAGCCCCCCGCCACCACCGCCUACUACGCAGCACUCCACCAGCUCAUGGUUCAGUUCGAGUGGAGGUGGCGGCGGUGCAGACUCAGGCCCCGAAGAAGCCAUCGAGGCCGGCUCCGACUCCUCGUGUUCGGGUGGAGCGCGCGCCUCCUCCCCGCCCGCGGGUCCUUCCCGCCCCUCCCCCGCGCCCGACGUCUCCCUAGGCCCGCCGGUACAACCUCCUCUACUCCCGUACCUCUAUCCGCCUUCCUUGUACCCUCCUCCAUUCUUCCCUCCGCACCAAAUGCCGCCUGGUCUUUUAUUCAACCUCCAUCCGCUGCUGCAGCAGUAUUCCCUACCACCGCCGCCCGCGCUUCCGGCGCCUGCUGUAGCCCCGUCGCUGAGUAAAGCGCACAGGUUCGCCCCGUACGCGCUGCCAGGACUUGGAUCGGCGUUUGAACAAGUAGCGCCGCGUGCGAGGAGUUUAAGUUCAUCACCAGCGAGACCUCGACCGGGAUCUCCUCCAGCGCGGGCCGCGUCCGCUGACCCCCCUCCCGACGCCCCGACAAGUACAACCUCCAGCACCCCGCCAGCGUCCGACCUCAAGAGCAUCGAGCGCAUGGUCAACGGCCUGGACGUCGAAACUCAGGACUGACUCGGGACGCAGCCUUGUAAAUAGCGUGUAUUUAUAUCAGCCCGUCGCUUCGUUGUUCGCGAGAUGAGAGGACUAAGCGACGGGCGCCGUUUUGUAUCGUUCCUAUUUUGUUUUCCUUUCGAGUUCCAUUCGGGUCGAUUAUCAUAUACUGUUUGUAAAUAGUUACGCUUGCAGUAGGUGGCCGUUGACGCGUGUCCGACGGCCGCACCUCGAAGUAGUCGCUCACUGCACUCCUGGUGUGUGGAUUGUCCGAACGUAGUGCUGACUCGAUGACCUGGAGGUAAUAAACUUUUCUACAUUUAGUAACAUAGUUCUUUAAGAACUGUUGUUUCCAGAUUUUGAAUCUCAUGACAAGUUUGUCUUGGCAGCACUACGUGUCUUAGACCUUUUUUGUAGUAGCGAGACCAUAAAACUCACCUAUUCGAGUUCCAGUUGGCCGUACAUCAAACGCUGGCAAUAGCAAUGUUAAUUUUUAAUUAAUUCAUGGCACUUAUUAGUGUUUUUAUUCAAGCUCGGUCGUUCGUUCAUUCGUUCGUUCGAUCAUGUGAGUCUUGCUACUACGAAAGUCUAACUCAAGGAAACCACGAUUCAAUCCGUUAACUUCACGUAGAACACAAUAGCUAUCUCUCAUAGAUAACACAGCAAUAGCAGUACCUACCUUUAUGAUAAUUAUAACACAAUUUAUUCGACAAAGUAACAAAUGACGUCAUUGUUCAUAAAUAAACUCAUAUCAGUCAUACUUGCUCCACACAGAUUGUUGACAUAAAAAAAAUGAUAUUUAAAGUACAUAUUAUGUAAAGUUCGUUAAAUAUUUUCUUGUAAUCGUUAUUUUGUUUUCUGUUAUUUUAGAAUCUAUUACAGAGCUAUGUUAUGUACUUUAAAUUAUAUAAUGUAUAUUGUAAUAAAAAAAUAAUGUUUUAUUGAUAUAUUUUCAUAUUGUAAUAAUUAUAAAAAAUAUUAGAUUAGAUUUUUUUUCAGUCGGUGACGUCAUAUUUGACAAAUUGUCGAAUAAAGCAAACAUGUUUUCCCCAUUUUUAUUAAUAAUUAAAUUACAUGGAUAGUAUCGCUUAAUUUUGUAAAUACAAAUAUAAGGUAUAUUUACGUGUUUACUAAUAGACAUAUUUUGAAAAUAUGUUUUGUCAAUUGUGCUGUGACAUUUGUGUGCGAACAAUUGUUGCUAUAUACAAUCAAAAACAACAUAUAAACAAAAAAAAACAUUAUAAAAGUUUUCUUAUGUAAUAUUGCAAUCAGUUUACAAAAAAAGCAUUUUGAAAAAAAAAAUCUAUAAGCAACAAUUGCGCGCAGACAAAAAAAACGAUUGAUGGAAAAAACUAGUUUUAUUAAUGUAAGUUAAAGAUUUGUAAUAUAUAGUUGAUAAAAUUGUAGUUAAAGAUACAAAAUAUAUAAUUAUAAAUGAAUAUAAUUUUCCAUGGAAUUCAUUAAUUAAAUUUAAGCUCAUUGAAAAGUUUAAUUCGGAAAUAGAUACCUAUAUACGUAAAUACGUUUUCUUUUUUUGUUUUAUAAAACCUACUUUAUUAACUUACGAAAAUUUCAUACUGUAUGUAUAAUAAAUAAUAAUACUUAAUUGUCACCCGGCGAUUUGAAAUGCAAUAAAAUUAUUGUUUAUUUGCCAUUAUUUCUACAGAAAAAAGCAAGCUAUGUGAAAAUGGUGAGACUGUAACAUUACGCAGCUGUAUUGAGAAUUAUUCAUUAAAAUAUAGAUAAAUCUAUUGACAAAAUCA
Chilo suppressalis (striped riceborer) is the source of this 3687-nucleotide messenger RNA. The record is from the annotation of a GenBank genome assembly. NCBI's taxonomy places the organism in Eukaryota, Metazoa, Arthropoda, Insecta, Lepidoptera, Crambidae.